CUCGCUUUGCGUGACCGCAGCAGGUUGGUCCUGGAGCAGAUGAGCGAAGAAUAUUUAGGCGAAAGCGAGAGGAGGGGCGGGGGGGAGCGCGGGGCAGGAGGAGUACCUCGGCCAAGAAAAUUAUGCAUGCGUUAGGCAAGCUCUGAGAGAAUGGCUGUGGAAGCUCUCCACUGUGGUUUGAAUUCACGGGGUAUCGAUCACCCUGCGCAUGCUGAAGGAAUUAAGCUGAAAAUUGAAGGUGAAGGUAUAGAAUCUCAAUCCAUUAAAAACAAAAAUUUCCAGAAGGUGCCUGACCAAAAAGGAACCCCCAAGAGACUGCUGGGAGAAGCUGAGACAACAAAGUCAGCCACCGUGAAGCUGUCAAAACCAGUGGCCCUGUGGACCCAGCAGGAUGUCUGCAAGUGGUUGAAGAAGCACUGUCCAAAUCAGUAUCAGAUCUACAGUGAGUCAUUCAAACAACAUGACAUAACUGGGCGAGCCCUGCUGAGACUCACAGACAAGAAGCUGGAACGCAUGGGGAUCGCCCAGGAGAACCAGCGACAGCACAUCCUGCAGCAGGUGCUCCAACUGAAGGUGCGAGAAGAAGUCAGAAACCUGCAGUUACUCACACAAGGAUGAUUAACCUCAGUGGAGGGUUCUCCAUAAACAUGUCAACCUUGCAAGCUGCUGUCCUGCCAGUGGGCAUGAGCAUGACCUGUUCCCCAGAGAAAGACUUACACAUGGCACUGCCAGAAGAGAUCCUUGGAGCACUGACAGAUUAACUGGAUUAACUGAGAAAAUGCCUAUUCGGUCAAGAUCAUGAAGUUUGGGAGGAAAAAAAAAAAUCUUGGUUUGCGGUGGAUUUUCAAAUGAGGUGCAUAACAUACAGUGCCAACUCGUUCCAAGUGGUCAUUGGCAGACCAUUAGCUGGAAAAUUGCUUCCAGUUUUCAUCACUGUGCAUAACUCAAGUUCCCCCUUGGGCUCUGUCUGUGCCCUUCACUAGAAGUCCUGUUUUAGCAUGGCAACUACUGGAUUAUUUCAUUAAGUGUGCAGAUGGCAUGAUGUUUUAGAAAAAAAAAAUGCAGGAGUUCUGCAGUCUCAGUGGAAGGGUUCACAAUAUUAUACCCUGGUAGGAAUGUAAACGUGUCUUGAUUAUGUUAGUUACAAUGUCCAACGGUGUUCUGCCCAACGCUGAAGCACUUUAUAUGAGAACACUACACUGAGAUGAAAUAGCACAUUUGAUACAUGUAGGAGAACAAAUGUUUUCUCUUUUCUUUAUAAAUCUUGUCUUACUUCUGGCUCAGACUGUCCAAGACAAACUCCACUCUUAGUAUAUUCCACUUGUCUGUGGUUCAUCGGUGUAAAUAUGGCCACAAUACUGUUAGAUUUCACUUGCUGACACUUUACUGGAUAACUGGAUUACAUAUAGCACAAAGGAAAGUAGAAGUUAGCAAGCCUGGUGACCGAACUAUUUGAAGUGUUGGUUCAUUGUAUCCAGGCACAACUUAACACAUGACAUCAUGACACUCUGUACAGUCUGCUUCUCUUUGGCCGAUGCAUACAUACUCUUCUAUAUAAGAGACCUUCCAAACACAAAGACCAUUGUGGGUUGAUGCCAAGGGCAGCAGAAUGCAACCUUCCUUGGUGGUCCCACUUCCACACUUAGAAAAACUUCCAGAAUUCAAGUUUAAAUCACAAUUCUGGAGAGAAGCAUCAAAUGACCCCCCCACUGUGUGCCUAGAGAAGUAAAACAUUCAGCCCACACUAGGUUUCUUCCUCAGCAUAGAACUUACUCUUCCCCUUUAAUACUACUUGGAUGUAUAUAUAACUUUUUUUUUUUUAAUUCUAUCUAACAACAAAGCACAGUCCUGGGAAACCUGUCCAUUCAGUGGUUGCUUACCUGAACACUGGAGAAGUAUUCAUUCAUAUUGAUUGGCCCCUUGUGAUACAUUAGCAUCUUUUCCCUGGAAAUUGAAUCUUGGCUGAAUCAAAAGCUCAGCAAAGUGUGUUAUGAACACUCACUAACCUAACCUGAGACCAGUAGGCAUCAGAGACUAAUAUUUAAAAUAAAGGUAACAACUUCUGCUGCCCAGCAUAAGCAAGCAAGACAUUUUGCAUUGUCUCCAAACACUCAUUCUCUGUCUCCGCUUGAAGUGGAGAGACUUCAUAGGAUAUCUCUCCCCAGGAUGGUUCCUGUCAGAUGUGGACUAGAAAGGGACCUCCUGAUAGGAACUCAGAGAAAUAAUAGCUACCAUGAGGUCUGGAUUUUUUACAGAUCACCACCAGAACCAUCAAAGCUACCACAGACCAUAAUUGUCUAAAAAGUUGAAAUUGGUAAUCCAAACCCAGGCUGCCAACACUCCUGCUCUAUGACCCAUCCUUUUGCCUUAGUUCCAGCAGCGGGGUCUGUGCAUUCCAUCAUUCUUCCUUUUCACUCAGCAAGCAUCUGUUGAGGGACCACCGUGUGCAAAGAACUGUUUUGGGUCAACUCUAUUAUAUAAGGCACACUCUUCCUGCUUCUAUUGAAUUCUUUCUUUCUCUCCAACACUACUCUUUUCCCACAGUACAAACUGAAUUGAGAUAUCUACACCCACCCACCCACCCUCACCUUGCCAGAGAAACAAAGGAAAAUGUUCAUGACAGACAGCAGGCAGAUCCCAUUUCUGAAUGAGUGAGCAGCUUGGGAACACAUACAGAACCUUGCCAGACAGCCAGCUAAGCUGAUCCGAGCUUCCUACAGCUGCUCUCAGCUGCUAUCCUUGAUGCCCACCCCGGUCUAUUUCCAUCCUUUCUAUAGACACUACUAUUUAUCACUAUGCUCAAUUCUCUGAAAUGCCAAUUCUAUAACUACUCCUGAAGACCCUGAAUUGGUUCUAAUGAAUCCUAUACACCCUGCCAGGUGCUGAGAUAGUGUAGCUGGGAAUAAACUGGUUUAGUCCAUGAUAUUCCCGCUAAAACCCUUGGAGAACUGGAUGCCCAUUCUAGGGCAGAUGUCCACUAAAUGAUCAUGGGCUAUUGUCAUUUUGGCUUUUGCAAAAUAAUCUGAAUGACUUUUUUAAAAGUUGCCUCUUUUUUUGAGUCAGAGGAAUACUGUAACAUUAUGGAAAGAUAAUGGUUAAAGACGAAAAUGGAAAAAGGGGGAAAUGAAGGCCCUUACAGAGCCCAGCUGAAAAUGGUGUCUCUAAAAAUGCCUUAAUGCCUGGCACAACCUACAUAUUUGCAUUUGAGCCCGCACUGUUUUCCAAACUGUCAGCCUCUGUUUGAAACCAUUACAGGUUUGGAAACAUGGUGGCAUGACAUCUGUGCAUGCACAAGCAAAACCAGAAAAAUGGAGAAAUGAUUUCAUUCACAGCGUUCGGCUUCCUUGUAUGGAGACCCUCUGUGAGAUUGCCCCAUGGUUACUUCUUGCUGUGUUGUGUGUGUUUGGGGGAAGGAGUGCAAUUUUAUCUUCCAGAAGCCCAGGCAUAUCUGUGGUGGGUUUUCUUUUGUAGGACAGGAGAUAUGGGGAGUUAAAUGUUUUAAUAUCUAAUGAUUGAGGCUUUAAUUUUUCCUUUUUCUUAAACCUGUAUCACGCCUUUUACUAAAAGACUGACACACUUAUGCAGGAAAGGUACUCUUGGGAAUGAACUGAAAUGAAUAAUUAUCAGAUUCUCCAGGUUGCUGAGGGGAAUAGCUCGGUUCAGAGCCAAUAUCAAAUUUAAAUAUGCAGAGCACCAUGGUUCUGCUGGGGUUGAGAGCAAAUCAUGCCAGUAGGUUGAGACUUGCCUAGGAUGGAUAGGGACCCCAUCAACUUUCUUUAUGGGACGUGGCUCACCUUCAAAUCCCUGCGCUCGCUCCGUGACAUGUAUACCCAGUAUUUUGAUUUCUACCUCCACAAUAUGGGUAAAGAUGUCAGGUUCUCUCCAGAGUCACUCUGCAGCUGCCCAAACAGAGGCAUACAGUCCUCAGUACUGAGGAGAACGUGCCAUUUUUGACAUUCAAUGGGGAGAGGGAAGAUGAAGGAUGACUGUGAAUAUAAACUAAGGAUGAGAACCUCUAAUGGAUCCACCCCACAUACCCUAAAUGCUUUCUUUGUCUGCAAAUGUCACAUAAUUAGUUUUGGAUAGCAACAAUAAAAGUCCCAACAAAGUAAAGUU
Onychomys torridus (southern grasshopper mouse) is the source of this 4116-nucleotide messenger RNA. RefSeq names its product sterile alpha motif domain containing 12 (gene Samd12). Lineage: Eukaryota; Metazoa; Chordata; Mammalia; Rodentia; Cricetidae. The transcript is spliced from 6 exons. Gene Ontology annotation, cellular component: cytoplasmic side of plasma membrane. Gene Ontology annotation, molecular function: protein binding. The record is from RefSeq and is a predicted model, not a curated record. The coding region runs from base 151 to 618 and encodes 155 amino acids. Gene Ontology annotation, biological process: cell surface receptor protein tyrosine kinase signaling pathway.